GCAAUUUAGACGCUCUCUAAACGUCGUCAAGGCAGCGUCUCGGCUCAGCUGACACUUGGGGGCGUUUUUGCUGCAUUCAAGCUCGAACACAAUGUCUGCGUUCGUUGCUGCCAUCUUUUUGCUUGGCCUGUGCCUGGCAAACGCCGUCAACUUCACAACCGUCUACGAGUGGGAGUGGGACACAUUUGAUUUCGUCUGGCCAUCAGGAGCGGACACUUCAAUCGGACAGAUUAAAGAUGAAUACAAGCCAGGCAAUGUUUAUGCUGCACAUAUGGCUGUUUUUGGGGAAAGGCUGUUUCUAAGUCUUGAUGCGAAUCCCGGAAUUCCCGCCACUUUGGUGUGGCUCCCAACGAGCGACACGUCGACUGCACCUCCAAAGCUUGCUCCUUUCCAAUCCUGGCAUUUACAUGAAAAAGACAACUGCGACACUAUUCAGGUGGCGAGAGGUAUGGAUACGGACUCUGAUGGUCGGUUGUGGGUGCUUGAUGAAGGUAACAGAAAUUGUCCAUGCAAAAUUUGGAUUUUCAACCUGGUCAACAACGACACAACCGAGCGCGUCCACCAGUUCCCGGACUCAGUCGUCUCUCAUUCAUAUGAUAAAAGGUACCUGCGUGAUAUCGUGCUGGACAAAACGCUAGACGAUUACCUUGCGUACAUCGCGGACUCUCAAAUUGAGCACUUCAUCGUUUACAACCGAAAAAUGGACAAAUCCUGGUCAGUGAAAACACCAGGGAGACGUUGGCUUUCCUUGGCCCUCUCUCCUAACAGGGAAGCGAGGCAGUUGUUGUACCUUUUGGAAGAUAUGAUUCCAAUGAAUUGUAUUCAGUGUCUGUCUCUGAGCUGAAGAAUGAAGGCGGAAGCGCUGCUGUGAAGUUCAUCGGCAAAUGGACUGAAGACCCUUACAGAAUGCUAAUCGAUAGAUCCAAUGUCUUGUUUGCUGCCUUUUUAAACCAGAAUUACCUCUUCAAAUGGAAUAUUUCAGAGCCCUUUACAGAGCAGCGAUUUCAUGAGGUCGGAAAACUGGAUGAUGCUGUUAAUUGGCCAUUUACUUUUGCCUUGGACACAAACGGCAUUUUAUGGAUGAUGGAGAGAUAUGUAGCUGUGGGUAGGAUUAGGGCUUUGAGGCAUAAACUACUCAAGGCUGCAGUCGACGCAGACUUGCCAUUGCGUGGCUGACCCUGACGAUGAGAAAAAUGCAAACCUCUUCCAGGCACAUUUCGAUGGACAACCUCGUUUUCCCGGACAGCAAACAGUCUUCUACUGUGAAUAUCAUAAAAUAAAAAGUGCGUGUUGCAUUUUACUUGGGGAUUAAUUAAAAAAAAACAUAGAUGAUUAUAACGCUUUAUGGUGUAUCGCUUUUUUCAACAUGAUAAUCUUUAAUUUGUAGGAAUUUUCGAUUUAAAUAAAAAAAUAUAUUGCAAUAUUCCUUAUAUAAUUAAACUGUGUUGGUUUUGUUUAUCUAAUCCAUGUUUUAAUCUAGAGAUUAUCAGUCUAAUUUUCUAAUAAAUGUCUACGAAAAUGUAUCGAGCGUUCUGCCACGCAUAAUUAACAAUUGUUGGCAAUAUUUUCUGAAAGAUAAAGCUUAAUCAAAAUAAAACUUUUGUAAACAG
Messenger RNA from Cloeon dipterum, 1610 nucleotides. Its product is annotated as protein yellow-like. The transcript is spliced from 5 exons. Lineage: Eukaryota; Metazoa; Arthropoda; Insecta; Ephemeroptera; Baetidae. The record is from RefSeq and is a predicted model, not a curated record. Bases 92 to 844 code for a protein of 250 amino acids.